CACGGCGAUCAGCGAUCACUGAUCAACAGAAAGAGCCAAAGAUAUCGGCCUGGUCAUGUGAUCAGCUAUGUCCAAUCACAGCUGAUCACAUGGGACAUGUGCACUGAUCAUCAGGGCACUGAUGAUCAGUGUGCCCUGAUGAUCUGUGUAGCCUCAGCAGUGCCACCUGUCAGUGUCCAUCAGUGCCAGCUAUCAGUGCCACCUGCCAGUGCACAUCAGUGCCACAUCAAUGCCACAUAUCAGUGCCUACCAGUGCACAUCAAUACCACAUAUCAGUGCCCAUCUGAGCUGUCUUUCAGUGUUACCUAUCAGUGAAAGUCAGUGCCACCUAUCAAUGCCAGUCAGUGCAACCUAUCAGUGCUGCCAAUCAGUG
This is a messenger RNA of Staurois parvus, 373 nucleotides long. The record is from the annotation of a GenBank genome assembly. Lineage: Eukaryota; Metazoa; Chordata; Amphibia; Anura; Ranidae.